UGUUGGAGUAUCGCUGUUAGAAAUGGGGGGGGGGGUACCCCCUCGUCACACCCCGAUCGUGCCAGAACGAGGGACUACACCGUCUGCUGGCCAAACAGAGGCCAGUAUCACGAGUUCAUGCACAAACCCUCUGCAGGUAUUUAAAAUUCAGGGCGUUCUGCGUCGUGUUGACCGCACACGAGCCAAAAAUGUCAACCCUGCCAAAUUGCUUUGCUGACGUUCUUGCCUUUCAGCCGGAAAGAGCAGCUUUUGCGCCUGCUGCAUGUGUGACCAGUUGAAAACGCACGCUAGAGCGAGAGGCCUUAAGCCGUCGACAUCCACAAACUGCAACCAAUGACGUGUGGUUAUACUCAUACCCUCUGCUCGCGGACCAGAAACAAAGCGAAUUGUCCAGUUUUUAUUGCACGCGGCCUGAAAACGUGAACCGUGUGUUGCGGUGUUGACUUUUUUUUUUGUUCCGCCGCGUGUUUGCUUCGUGUGUCACAAGCGACCAGUCACAAACGCAUGCCAGAGAGGGGCCUUCGGCCGACGGCAUCCAUCAAGAGCGGCCAGUGGCGUGUAAUCGUACACAUACCCUCUGCUCGCGUCCUAGAAACAAAGCGUAUUGUCCAGUGUUGAUUGCUCAAAGCCUGCAAACGUAAACCGAAGUGUGGUUCGGGUUUGGCUUUAUUGGACGUUGCCUUUUUUACUGCUGCUUGCUCCGAGUCGAGUGUGAUAAGUGUACAACGCAUGCCAUCAGAGAGAGGCCUUUGGCCGACGACAUCCACAAACUGCAGCCCAUAGCGUGCAAUGAUACAUAUGCCCUCUGCAGGGAUCCAUAAACAAGACGCUCGGUGUCUUGUUGGUCGCACACGAGCCAAGACCGUGUCCUGAAGCAUGUUUAUGACCCAUAAGAGCUUGAUCAGCCUCUUUUUUCCCUUCAAAAAAAAAAUUCCGAAAUAAUCAAGCCGUACAACUCGGCCUUAGACUUUGAAACUUUGAACACAUGUACAUUGGGUUGGCGCAAAACGCUGCGCGGAGCCUUUUUUUUUGCAUUCCAUGGUUUCCUCUCCCUUCUUCACCUCGCUCCUCGACAAGCUUGUGCUUAGACAUGGGUUGUAGUGAAGGGGGGGGUCUUCCUGGCGAGAAGGGCUAGACUCACCCUCAAGAGAUGACCGAAACCUUUUUGCUGCUGCGCAUCCGCCGCGAGGCGUGCGUGUGGUGGUCGAGUUGGGUCGGCACUGACGAGGUCAGGCGGGACNCCUUCGGCGCGAGAAUUUUUAUUUUUCAGACCAAGAACCUUGAGUGCAACGAGGGAGAAAGCGAGGAACCGACUGGGAAGGACAGCAACGAGAGCGUGUACGGACGCAGACACAUUCUGACAGCACUUCAGACAGCAGCUUUGUGCCCCGCCAGCUGCUUGUUCCAUGCCUACCAUCGUGUUUUUGUACAGACAGCACUUCAGACAGCAGUAUGCUGAAGUCGGCAAUCUUACGUUUUGGUAUAAUAGAAUGGGACAGGGAGGGGGUGAUGCUACUGUAGUCGAACGGUGGGACGGACGUGCAGUUCAGUAUUUGGGCACGCAUACGGUACUGCAAGGAUUUUUAGGUGUACCUUUUCANUUUUGUACAGACAGCACUUCAGACAGCAGUAUGCUGAAGUCGGCAAUCUUACGUUUUGGUAUAAUAGAAUGGGACAGGGAGGGGGUGAUGCUACUGUAGUCGAACGGUGGGACGGACGUGCAGUUCAGUAUUUGGGCACGCAUACGGUACUGCAAGGAUUUUUAGGUGUACCUUUUCAGGCUCUUGGAUACCUUUUUCUCGUUAUAUGUGUGCGUGUUCUUUAGAUCCU
Ectocarpus sp. CCAP 1310/34 is the source of this 1830-nucleotide messenger RNA. The record is from the annotation of a GenBank genome assembly. NCBI's taxonomy places the organism in Eukaryota, Phaeophyceae, Ectocarpales, Ectocarpaceae.